This is a messenger RNA of Arvicola amphibius (Eurasian water vole), 1982 nucleotides long. RefSeq names its product ring finger protein 167 (gene Rnf167). The record is from RefSeq and is a predicted model, not a curated record. The coding region runs from base 745 to 1794 and encodes 349 amino acids. Gene Ontology annotation, molecular function: ubiquitin protein ligase activity. Gene Ontology annotation, cellular component: nucleoplasm; cytoplasm. The transcript has 9 exons. Gene Ontology annotation, biological process: protein ubiquitination; ubiquitin-dependent protein catabolic process; positive regulation of DNA-templated transcription. NCBI's taxonomy places the organism in Eukaryota, Metazoa, Chordata, Mammalia, Rodentia, Cricetidae.
CCACUCUGUGUCUCCCACUCUUCCCGAACUGGAAUCGCGGGAAACUAGUUUGUUUGAAAACCUCGCGAGAACGAGUGAGUCAGCCCAGUUAGAGCUAGGAGGCUUCUCGCGAUAAGUUUCCACGGCGAGAGGGGGUGGUGGUGGAGAUGGUGAUGAUCGCUCUCGCGAUAUUUGAAGGUACCGCAGCUACCAGACGGAGGAGAGGUUUGUAAACAGGGCAGCUCCACGAUCUCGGGCGCUGAGGGGAAAAAAAAUUAGAUCGUCUUCUGGGCCUCGGAGCUCCCUCCAUCUCCGCAGGAACUCUCUUUCGGCCGGCCUUUUAGGACCGGAAGUCCUCCGUCCUGAGCGUCCAAUACUGGAAGCGGCCUUUCUUUACCGGAAACCCUUUUCCAGGGGGAUCGGAAGACAGCCUACCUGGCCGGAAGUCCCACCUCUUUGAGAUUCCCCCACCCUUCCUGAAGUUUUUCUGUUACCUGUUUGUCUUCUUUUCUAUUCUCCGUUUUAUUUCUGCAUCAGGGAAAGAUACAUUGUCUCCCUCCCAGCUCCACUAAGCUGGUUUUAUCCCUCACUUCCCGAGUCGCAGUUCUUUCCCCGACGCCCCCAUGUAGCUGAGAAGUGGGACCUGGGGGUGAUUGGACCCCUGGGAUCCUUAAGGAGAGGCAGAGAGGGUGCAGAACUUGGCUUCUCCUCCUACUGUCAGGACGCGACCUCCUCAACCACACACACACACACACACCCGCUGCCAUGCACCCUGCGGCCUUCCCGCUUCCUGUUGUUGUGGCCACUGUGCUGUGGGGAGCAUCCCCUAUCCGAGGGCUUAUUCGAGCGAUCUCCGAGCACAAUGCCAGCAUGGACUUUGCAGACCUCCCAGCUCUGUUUGGGGCUUCCCUGAGCGAGGAGGGACUCCAGGGGUUCCUUGUGGAGGCUCACCCAGAAAAUGCCUGCAGUCCCAUUGCCCCGCCGCCCUCAGCCCCGGUCAAUGGGUCAGUCUUUAUUGCACUGCUUCGAAGAUUCGACUGCAACUUUGACCUCAAGGUCUUAAAUGCUCAGAAAGCCGGGUAUGGCGCAGCCGUGGUACACAACGUGAAGUCCAAUGAGCUUCUGAACAUGGUGUGGAAUAGUGAGGAAAUCCAACAGCAGAUUUGGAUCCCAUCUGUAUUUAUCGGAGAGAGAAGUGCAGAGUACCUACGAGCCCUUUUUGUCUAUGAGAAGGGGGCUCGGGUGCUUCUGGUUCCAGACAGUAGCUUCCCCUUGGGCUAUUAUCUCAUUCCUUUCACUGGGAUCGUAGGACUGCUGGUUUUAGCCAUGGGAGCAGUACUGAUAGUUCGUUGUAUCCAACACCGGAAACGGCUCCAGCGGAACCGACUUACCAAAGAGCAACUGAAACAGAUUCCGACCCAUGACUAUCAAAAGGGAGAUCAAUAUGAUGUCUGUGCCAUCUGUCUGGAUGAGUAUGAGGAUGGGGACAAGCUUCGGGUACUGCCUUGUGCUCAUGCCUAUCAUUGCCGCUGUGUGGACCCCUGGCUCACUCAGACCCGGAAGACUUGCCCCAUCUGCAAACAGCCUGUCCAUCGGGGUCCUGGGGAUGAAGAGCAGGAGGAAGAGACUCAGGGGCAAGAGGAAGGUGAUGAAGAAGGGGAGCCAAGGGACCAACCUGCUUCAGAGUGGACCCCACUCUUGGGCUCUAGCCCUACUCUUCCCACCUCCUUUGGAUCCCUAGCCCCAGCACCCCUUGUCUUUCCUGGGCCCUCCACAGACCCCUCACCCUCUCCUUCAUCUGCUGCCCUGACCUGAAACUUCCUACACUUGGCACCUCUGGUGAUCCUAUUUGCACAAACUCUUCCUCCAGUCUAAUAAGCUAAGGGAUAGGGUACAUUUCCACCCUAGGUUCUCAAACCCCACCUCUUCCUUUUGAGGUGGCUGGGAGCCAUAGGACAUUGGUCUUCACUGCUUGGGUUAAUAAAGUUGUUUUUGUGGACAAA